AUGUCAGGCAGCGACCGUCAGGUAGACGCAGAGGCCAAUGCAGAGGCCGUGCCGGCCAUUGCGCCGGAUGCUUCGGGGCCCGCAAACGAUGGCAAUACUGCCAAGUCAAGAAGACGUCGGCGUCCGGCCAGUGCGGAAAAUCAGGCAAAGAAUCAGAUGUUUUACUUCGUCGACUCCAGCUCGUCCUCGAAAGAAAAACGCGCCCAUGUUAUGCGACACCACGUCCAAGAGAAACGAAAGCAACGCAAAAUGUCCCACGGCACGAUGCCUUCGGAGCAGAUUCAAGAAUUGACCUCCUGGCAGGCCAGGGAGGAUUCGACAAGUAGUACAGAUAAUAAAAAGGACGUCUCGUCAGCCAGCGCAGGAUCAUCUGCCGAGCAGGAUUCUUCGGUCCAUUACAUUCAGCUUCCCAUCCGAUUCUCGGCGAUUAAACCAUAUGCACAGCCAAUGCCUAUGCAACUGGUCCCGCCAAUGACGAUCGACACAUCGCGAAGAGACCCGUUUUCAAGCCCUUCAUUCACGCAAAACCCUGAAGACGCGGAACUUGCGGAGUAUUGGACGAGCAAGUUAACGUACUGGUCGGGACAGAACCCUUAUGUGAAGGACCAGAUGUUUCGAACCGCCAUGGGUCACCCUGUGUCUUUCCAGGCGGUGAUAUUGACUUAUUGUGCUCGGUUCAAGGCUCAGAUUCUUGAAACUCCCGACACCGAGGAAGUCCAACGACAUGUUGGCCAGGCUAGAAAGAACAUCCAGGAUGCCACUGCAGGGUCUUUACCGGUCAAUGAAGAUUACCUCGCUAUGGCCCUGGCAGGUAUGGCUCUCGGAGAGGAUCGAUUUGGAAGUAAGCAAGACGCCCAGGCCUACCUUGAGCAAGCUGCACGAAUCAUGCGUCCGCGCACUGGUAUCAAUCGCUCAGUUGAAGCAUUUCUCCACUAUGUACGGCUUAUCCUGCCACCACCACCAACUACUAUGGUUGAUCCAACGGCCCCGCACUGGUUGGUGGCGUUCCUUCGAGCUGCAGAAGAUAUAAUGCACCAGCAUAGUGCUCCAGAGUACCUCGCAAAGGCGCCGCAGAGACGCGAUGUGUUCCAGAUGGAGUGUCCGCUGUUCUCCUUACUGUCCAGUGGACCGCGGCCAUCCCAAGUGCCACACGCGUCGCGCAUGUACGUCGUCCGUGACCCUCAAACUCAGGAAGUCAGUCGGACGGCGGCACUCAUUUACAUCACUGCGGCACUGUGGGAUUUCAAAGACUCGAUUGACAAAACAGUACGAUUCUUGAUCUAUCUCAACUCUCUCGUUGCACAACAUCAAUUGGACCGACACCCAGCUUGCGAAACUCUACUAUGGCUAUUGCUCGAACAAGGCUGUGAGCCUGACCUACGAAACCCCGAGCGUGCAUGGUCGGCCGGUGAUAUGAUAAAAUCUCAUCGAAAGCUGCGACCAGAUUUGCAGUUCCAUUUUAACGAAAUCCUGAUGAGCUUCUUGACGCUGCGGCCUCCAAUCCGCGGCAUUGACAAGUUUCAGGACGACCUCUUGAUGGAAACAAGUAGCAACGCACAAUGA
Penicillium longicatenatum is the source of this 1563-nucleotide messenger RNA. RefSeq lists its product as uncharacterized. The transcript is spliced from 3 exons. The record is from RefSeq and is a predicted model, not a curated record. The coding region runs from base 1 to 1563 and encodes 520 amino acids. Lineage: Eukaryota; Fungi; Ascomycota; Eurotiomycetes; Eurotiales; Aspergillaceae.